Messenger RNA from Ctenocephalides felis (cat flea), 1405 nucleotides. It is a transcript of the gene Agxt, whose product is annotated as serine--pyruvate aminotransferase, mitochondrial. The transcript is spliced from 7 exons. Bases 91 to 1263 code for a protein of 390 amino acids. The record is from RefSeq and is a predicted model, not a curated record. Gene Ontology annotation, cellular component: peroxisome. NCBI's taxonomy places the organism in Eukaryota, Metazoa, Arthropoda, Insecta, Siphonaptera, Pulicidae. Gene Ontology annotation, molecular function: L-alanine:glyoxylate transaminase activity; L-serine:pyruvate transaminase activity.
UUGUAAUAAUAAAUUUAUUAUUUUUAUUUUAUUUCGCUGUAAUUUAUUUUACUUUAUUAAAUUGCCAAUUUUGUUAACGAAUUGGCGGAUAUGGGUUCGUUAGAUGUGAAUACGCCGGCAGUGCUACGCGAGGAGCUUGUUGUUCCUAAUAAACUCUUGAUGGGUCCAGGACCUUCUAAUUGUCCUCCGAGGGUCCUGCAAGCUAUGAGCAACCCUGUGCUGGGUCAUUUACAUCCGGAAUGUACAAAGAUAAUGGAUGAUAUCAAAGAAGGAAUACGGUACAUAUUCCAAACUCAAAAUCAAUUAACAUUAGCAGUAAGUGCAAGUGGUCAUGGUGGAAUGGAAGCAGUUAUAUGUAAUUUGUUAGAACCUGGUGAACUCAUUCUAAUUGCAGUCAGUGGCAUUUGGGGGUUACGUGCAGCAGAUAUGGCUAGAAGAUAUGGAGCGAGAGUCCAACUGUUAGAAUCGGCAUUAGGAACUGCCUUAACUUACGAAGAAAUUGAAGGAGCAUUGGCCACUCAUUGUCCUAAAGUGUUUUUCGUUACACAGGGCGAUUCGUCAACCGGUGUAUUACAAAAAAUUGAAGGUCUUGGAGAUCUAUGUCAUAGGUAUAAUUGCUUAUUUGCCGUGGAUACAGUUGCAGCAUUGGGAGGAACGCCUUUUCAUGCAGACCGAUGGGGCGUUGAUGCAGUUUACACUGGUUCGCAAAAGGCUUUAGCAGCCCCUCCUGGAAUAACUCCGAUAUCUUUUAGUGAAAGAGCAAAAGAGAAAAUAUUCGCACGCAAAACGCCAGUAACGGUGUACUAUUGGGAUAUGACUUUAUUGGGUGAUUAUUGGAGUUGUUUUGGACGACCUCGGAUAUAUCAUCAUACAAUAUCUUCAAAUUUGCUAUAUGCCCUUCGGGAAGCUCUCAAAAUUGCUUGUGAAGAAGGUUUAGAAUCAAUGUGGUCUCGACAUGAAGAAGCUGCAAAAAGAUUGCACAAAGGAAUAGAAGAGUUGGGUAUGGAAUUAUUAGUAAAAGAUGAAUCUUCAAGAUUACCAAACGUCACUACCAUCAAAGUUCCAGCAGGUGUUGAUUGGACAAAAGUAUGCAGUUAUAUGAUGACAAAUCACUCACUAGAAAUUAGCGGAGGUUUGGGCCCUACGGCAGGAAAAGUUUUCCGAAUAGGAUUAAUGGGGCCGAACGCCACAGACGAAAAGGUUGAUUUUGUCUUAAGAGUGUUGCCGGAAGCCAUAAGAUUUGCAACGACUGUGAAGUUGUAAUAUUUUGAUGUGAAAGCAUUUAUGUGAUUUUUUUACAAAUAUGAUAUAUAUGAACACAUAACUCUAAAAUGAAAUGUACUAGUGCUUUUAAUAUUAAAUAAAUGAUUAUUUCUUUAUGGCUGUUUCAAAUUUAAUGUUUGUU